AUGUCUUACUUGAGCAAGAAAUGGAAACAACUGGUAUACGGAUUUAGCACUGAAGAUCGAUAUGCUGACUACAAAGCUCAUGUCGGUGAACAGCCAUCGGGGAUAACGAAACUUUCGAAUCCCUCGAGCGAAAACGUGAACGCGGCGUUGGCCGACCACCCUGAGGGCUUGGCCCAGGAAUACCGAGAGGCGUUUACAGACAUUGAUAAGGCCCCUGGGUCGAGAGAGGUAGUUUUGGCCUGGGAUUUGAUCAAGGAGUGGGCUUCAGCGAACCACGGCGAGAUUCUGUCAUCGUUGUCAAGCAAGUGUACUCUCACAGACAUUGCGCAGGCGCAGUACGACUUGGGGAUUGUAUUUCCAAAGUGUGUCAUCCAAUCAUUGAGGAUUCAUGAUGGACAGGAAGCCACUCCCAGUAGUGCGCGUCGUUUUGGUCUCAUCUUCGGAUUGGGUGUGAUGCCUCUGGAUGAAAUUGUUGGGAUGACCAAGACCUGGAGAGCUGUUGGUGAAAGGAUGAACGCUACCCCGAUUCUGAAAUACUCUGCUGCUAAAAAGACGAACUUUGAAGAAGAUCAAGAGCAAACUGAGGGUGCUAGCAGUGAUGGCGGACUCCAGAAUGUCCAGGAGGAGCCCAUUCAAUCGAAGAAAUAUAAGGAGGAUUCAAUUCCAAAACAGUCCUCUGUUCCCCCAGGAUAUGUUCGGGCGGACUACUCAAAUCCUGACUGGAUACCUCUGAUUACAGACUAUGCUGGAAACCAUGUUGGUGUUGAUCUCGCGCCAGGUCCAGAGGGAACCGUGGGUCAAGUCAUCUUAUUCGGAAGGGAGUUUGAUGUCAAGUACGUGGUGGCACCCACCUGGGGAGAUUUCUUGCUAGAGUUUGCUAAGGAUCUUGAACAGAAGAACUGGAGACUCAUGGAUGAGGAUUUUGCGGACGACGGUGAUCUGGUUUUUGUGGAUGGGACAACUAAGCAGGAGAUUCCCUACCUAGACGUCUUGAGAAAGAGAGCAAUUCAUAGUGCAAACAGGCUAGAGGCCACUCAACCCAAGAAUACAAAGAAGGUGAAGGUGGUUCCAGACUUAAAGCCUCCUUCAACGAUCGUUUCUAUUGAAGGCCCCAGCACCGAACCUGAUCUUAUCGAUACUGCAUCUCCGAACCCUAACGCCAAAGCGCCAAUAGAAGAGAAGACAGGUGAUACUGAUGAGGUAAUGACAGAGUCGGAAAACUUGGCCGGAGGCUCAGAAGCGCAGGAUGGCGCAAAGGUGAGGCUCGAGGACGUCGACUUAUGA
Messenger RNA from Kuraishia capsulata CBS 1993, 1284 nucleotides. RefSeq lists its product as uncharacterized. Lineage: Eukaryota; Fungi; Ascomycota; Pichiomycetes; Pichiales; Pichiaceae. The record is from RefSeq and is a predicted model, not a curated record. The coding region runs from base 1 to 1284 and encodes 427 amino acids. Gene Ontology annotation, cellular component: mating projection tip. Gene Ontology annotation, biological process: regulation of fungal-type cell wall biogenesis; cell wall biogenesis. The transcript has a single exon.